Molecule: messenger RNA, 2610 nt
Organism: Protobothrops mucrosquamatus (brown spotted pit viper)
Lineage: Eukaryota; Metazoa; Chordata; Lepidosauria; Squamata; Viperidae
Gene: SLC9C2
Product: solute carrier family 9 member C2 (putative)
Exons: 18
Coding region: 1-2610 (869 amino acids)
Biological process (GO): monoatomic ion transport; transmembrane transport
Cellular component (GO): voltage-gated sodium channel complex; plasma membrane
Molecular function (GO): voltage-gated sodium channel activity
Source: RefSeq, a predicted model, not a curated record
AUGUCUCCCUUAAUCUGCUUUUUCUUAAAUAGGUUUUGGUCCAUGCUGACAUUUUUGGCUCACAUUGUUAUAUACUUUAUAAUAGGAGUUGUGAUAGCUCAAAAAACAUUUCCAAAUAUAAAUUCUCGUGCUUUUUUUUACAUUGUAACAGUCUACCUUUCACUGAAUCUUGUAAGGUUUUUAGUUAUUUUGACAUUGAGUCCUUUUUUGAGUCGACUUGGCUAUGGAUUUAAUUGGCGUUGGGGAGCUAUUAUUGUUUGGAGUGGAAUGAGAGGCACUUUUACUUUGAACAUGGCUCUUCAAAUUAGCCAGACACAGAGUGAGACUCCAGCUGAGGCUAGCAUUAAGACCCAGAUAUUAAUGCAUUCUGGAACUGCAUCACUGUUAACCUUGAUUAUUAAUUCAACCACUGUGAAGACGCUGGUUGUAACCUUAGGGCUUUGUAAUAUCACUCUUCCAAAGCGUAUGGCAAUGUUUAAUGCUGUUCAACGUAUUAGAAAAAUAGAGGCCAACACUUUUGCAAUGCUAAAACUUGAUCGGUUUUUGGCUGAUGCAAACUGGACAAUGGCAGAAAAAGCAAUCAAAAUAGAUUAUCCUUAUAGAGUAAAAGAAGUUAAUCAAUUGAUCAGAUUACUUAGAUGUCCAGAAUGCAAUGCAGAUAUUACAUUUGAGAGAGAUCCUGAGCAAAUUGCUGAAAUAUUUGAGGAAGCCAGGUUACGUCUCUUAACUGCACAGAUAGCUAGUUAUCAGAAGCAAUAUAACAGUGGAAUGCUGAACCAAGAUGCUGCCCAAAUAUUAAUAGGUGCGGCAGAAAGCUAUGUCGAUAUUAAAGGAAAGUUUAUGAAUAUUCAUGAAGUAAAAACCUAUUGGGAAAGCAAAGGCAUAUUGGUCACAAUUAAGAACUGGCUAACUGAAUGGGUUCACUCUGUGAAAGAGGAAAGCUUUAAGCCAUCAAAAAACAGGCUUAUGAAAACAUGCUACCAAUUAGUGAUAAUGGAGGAGUUUGAAUAUAUAUGUUGUGUGGUAACCCUUUUGAACUGUUUUCCAAUUGCUCUUUACUUUCUACUUUCUACCAAUACACCAUAUUUUCCACAACUAAAAUUGUGCAACUACUAUUUUCUGACUUUGUACAUACUGGAAGCUAUACUGAAGAUUUCUGCAGUGGGGAGGAACUACUUCCGACAUCAUUGGAACCAGUUUGAUAUACUAAUCAUAAUCAUUGGAAUUAUAGAUGUUGUAAUUAUCAAUAUCAUUAGAUCAAUUAGCCCAACGUAUGCUAUAAUUUAUGUUAUCAGGAUAUUACGGUUUCUUCGUGUUGUAAGAGUUCUGCGUCUUUUAAAGGUAAUGAUACCCAAAAUUAUUUUCUUGUUGAAUAAACAAAUAAAUAAACAACUCACUUUUCGUUAUGAUAUUGCCAAAGGAUAUGUUCAAGGGGAAGAAGAUAUAAAAUGUUUAAUUGGACAGAUUGCUGGCCAUGAGAAAGUUUAUAUUGCAGUUAGCAAAAUUUUGGAAAAUAACAAACAAGAAGCCAUGAAAGAGUUAGGAUUAAUGCAGCGUGACUAUCCAGAUAUUGUCAUUGCUGUGAAAACCAGACAAGCAGUUCAGACGGUGCUAAAUACAGCUUUUGAAACUCUUAAAUUUAUGAUAUCAGGAGGAAUUGUGGAUAAAAAUGAAGGAAAUGAAUUAUAUAAGAUGAUUCUGUUAAGAAAACAUCAACUUGGAAAACUGCCCCCUACAAUUGCCCCACCUACUGCACAUGACCUCCUAUGCAAUAUUGUGUGGCUUCAUGGUAAUAAAAAACAGAUAGAAUACAUUCAGAAAAAAGCAAAAAUUCAUUAUUAUGAUUAUGGAGAUAGCAUAUGUGAAGAAGGUGAUAUGCCACAAGGAAUCCAUUUAAUUGUAUCAGGAAUGAUUAAGCUUUCUGGUACAGCCCCUUCUUAUGGAGUUUCUAAAGAAAUUAAAGAUACUCUGAAAGACGUUGACAAAAAUAUUCCCAGAAGAAUUCAUAAACCUGUUACCUCUCACUACACAGAUUACUUUGUGACUGGAGCUAUGAUAGGGGAGCUCAAUUGCUUAACUAAGCAAGAAAUGGAAUUUGGAAUUAUUUGUGAAACUGCUGUGCAGACGUGUUUCAUCUCUAUUAAUGACUUGUUUGAAGCUUUUGAUACAUUUUUGGACCCACCCUCCCUGGAAUAUAAAAUAUGGUUAAAAAUUGCUCUUGAUGUUGCUCUUAAAACCUUUAAAGAAAGUCUUCCAAAUCUGGAUUGGUCAUACAAAAUGUGUGUGCAGUUUUCUAAUACAUAUGUUGUGGAUGUACCAAAUCACACUAAAUGUGAUAUUUAUGACGAAGCUAUGGAUGAGGUAAUUCUUGUACAUGGAACUGUGCAGGAUUGUCAGUCUGGGGAGCCUUAUUGGGCACCAUACAUUUUACCUAAAACCUGCCACCAGGUACAAGGUACUUCAACCUCAACAAAAUUAUUAAUUAUACGAACUGAAGAAACAGUAGAGCGGAAGAGCACAGAAACAACUCUUAGUAUAUGCCAGUAUCACUCAAGACAGAGAUUUGGUGAGGAGGAACUUAAAAUCCUUGGUAUCAGAGAAUUUAAUUGA